Molecule: messenger RNA, 7088 nt
Organism: Balaenoptera ricei (Rice's whale)
Lineage: Eukaryota; Metazoa; Chordata; Mammalia; Artiodactyla; Balaenopteridae
Gene: CCDC180
Product: coiled-coil domain containing 180
Molecular function (GO): retinol transmembrane transporter activity; signaling receptor activity
Source: RefSeq, a predicted model, not a curated record
AGAACAAUCCAGAGAAGCAGAUUGCUCACCAGCGCUGCAGGCAGUGCUUUUCUACCAAGAUGCUUUCCUCAAACGCAAGGACCAGGCAGCUAAAUGGCACUUGUGCCAGCUCGGUGGACAUGGAGCUCUUCCUCCAUUACUCCCUCAUCCCAUCACUUUUCAUCAUUUUGGUCUUGUCCCUUCUCCAAAGACAAGAGCACCAUAGACAGAGAGAUGACGCUUCUUACCUCCUGGGGAACCGCUUCAGAAUGAUCAUACCUCUGGACUUCGUGGGUACUUUUCGUAACCGAUGGUCCUAUGGAGUAGCCUUUGGGGCUACAGCCAAUAAGGUCAUGUUCUUAUUCUCAGAAGGCUACCAGCCCCUGCAAGUCCCACAAUGGGCCCAAGCCUUUGUGCUUCUGAUCGGAGGCAUCGAAGUCGGCCUGUCCCACUUCCCCUUCUUUGCUUGCCUCUCGUCGGAGUUCCGGCUGGUCAGCUCCAUCCUGGGCUUCAGCUACUCUCUGAUCUGGUUUGCUGUCACCAUCCUUCACAUCACACAGUGUCCCCAUGGGCAGUUUGUGGGGAAGUAUGAGACUGUCAUGUUCUACUGGCCCUCACUGCUCUGCCUGGCCUUCCUUCUGGGCCGCUUCCUGUACAUGUUUGUCAAGUCUCUGAGGGUCCACCUGGGCUGGGAGCUCCAGAUGGAAGAAAAGCCUUUCCUGGAAGUUCACCAGGCAGAGCACGUCAAACAGCUCCUGAGGAAGUGCCCCCUGCAAGAGAGAGAAAAGUCUUGGUUCCAAACCAGGAUAUAUGAGUGGGACCCCUACUUUCAGUUCCCAAGCAGGAUGAUUGGAACCACUGUGUUGGCUUUCAUCUGCCUGUACCUUUUCAUUGUCAUUGAGUUCUGCAUGUUCGUGUAUGUGAGAGAUGAGCUGGAUGUAUUUGAAGGCGAACUGGAGAGCUACGUCGCCUCCAUGAACCAGACGGGGACGCUGACCCCAGUCCUCCUGCAGGUGAAAGAGCUGAUUAAUGUCACCAAAGGAGUCUGGGUGGUGACCAUCUUGCCUGCCUCCCUCACAUGUGUGAGCUACCUGUUUCACAUCUUGGCUUGUUACAGAAAGCAAAUGAAGAGGUUGUGGGCAGGAGAUAAACACUUUCUCCCUUUGAAGUUCCAUAAUCCUUCCUCGUCAGAGAGUGUGGUGGCCAUUGCAAGGUACUCUGGCUGGCAGAUAGCUUAUAUUCUGUGGGGCUACCUCAUCAUCCACGUGAUGCAGAGCCUGUGUGGCCUAGUGAUCAUGUACAGCCUGGUGCUACCUGUCAUCCACAGUCAGGCCCUGGAGAUGCUCCGAGGACUGGGCAUCGGGAUCCUCACCAUAUCCAUCGUCCUGGGCCUCAUGGUCCUGCAGGUAUGGAUCGCCGCCAGCUUCUUCCUGCAACCAAAGAUGGGAACAGCUGACAAGCAGAAGCCCUUGGCUCUCAACAACAGGAGAGCAUUCCACAACUUCAACUACUUUCUGUUCUUCUACAACGUGCUGCUGGGCCUGGGCGCCUGCCUCACCAGGCUUCUCAUCAGCUGCAUCCUGGGCACGUGGCUGAUCGCCCGCAUCGACAGGACCAUUCUGCAGAGUGGCUGUGAGAGAGCAGACAUGGGGUUCAGUGCGUGGAUUGGCAUGCUCUAUGUGGAUCAUUAUCACACCAACCCUGUGCUCGUCAGCUUUUGUCACAUCCUGAUCACAGGCCACAGAGAGAGGAGGCUGCAGCAGGCCAUCAAAUACUGGUACCUAAAUCAGUCAGCAGGUCCCCGCACCUCAGUGAGGUCCAGGACAAGGUGGCUCCUGCUGCAGACCCUGAUCAACAACCCCGGACUGGUCACGCUCAGAAAAUCAAGGCCAGGUCAUGGCUCCCAGGACUUUACCCAGAUUCUGUUGACGUGAUCGGAGAGUCUUAUGGUGGUGGGAGAGAAGGAAUCCACGAUCCCAGCCUCCAGUCUGUGCGUGGGGGCGGGGCCAACGGAGCUCCCGCCCCUCUGCGUUGCCUUGGAGACCAAGUGUGUCUGGUUGCAGCUGAGGUUGGACUUGAGUGGUGCUUUCUGCUGGUGCAGGGGUGUCCAGCCAGAGGCCAAGAUGUCCUCAGUGGGGAAGGUGACCCAAAUUCCCAGCGGGAAGGUCUACCAGCAGAUCUUCGAGGCUGAGGUACAGCUGGUCCACUCCCUGGCAUCCACCAGGAAGCGAGCUGUGGAGCGUUCCAUGGCCCCAAAGGAUGGCAGGAAGCUCUUGAUGAAGAAGAUGGAUAUUCGUGAAGGAGAGAUGAUGUCUCCUCGGCAGCGGAAGUGGGUGCACAGCCUACCCAAUGACUGGGUCACAGAAAACCCUGUUCUCUACAGGGAAAAGGAAAUAGCCAAGAAGGAGAAAGCUCAAGAGAGUGAGAACAGCAUUGCUGCCAGAGAAGUGCGGGGCCUCACAGACACCGCCGUUCCUGAGAGGAUCAGCACCAUCACCCUUCAAGGGCGAGGGGAUUACAAGAGGAGAGGCUGUGAGAGUGCUCUGGCGAGCUUUAAGGAGGAGAUCGCUCAGAUUGGGAUGGAAAUGGAACCUCUCAUCUUGGAGCCAGGAGCCCUUCUUUUAAAAAAGCUGGCUGAGUCUGACGAAGACAUCAACAAUCUCUUCGAAAAGGUGGAAAACGACAGCAACCUUGAAGAUUACACCAUCCAAACCCUGUUAGAGCUGCGGGAUCAGGUGGCCGAGAAGUUCCUGCUCCAGAAGCAGGAGAUCAAGGAGCUGGACAAGACGCUGCACUCGCUUGAGUUCUCCCGGGCAGAUAAACUAAAAAGUGUGUUGAAGAAAUAUGUGGAAAUCAUAGAGAAAACUUCCUACCUCACGCAGCCCGACGUGUACAGGCUGAUCAAUAAAGAAGCCAUGAUCAUAAACCACGCCCUGCUGGGCAACCGGAGGGCCCUCGCCCAGCUGUUUGUCAACCUGAUGGAGGCCACGCUGCAGCAGGAGCUCGAUGGCCACCGCCGCUGGCAGGGCCUGCUGGAUGCCUGGAAGGCUCUCAGGAAGGAGGACCUGGUGCAGGGUUUCAGUGAGUUCAUGGCCAGUGAAAGGAUCCAGACUCCUCCAGCUGUGAAGAUGGAGUUGGAGACCACGUUUAAGAACCAGAGCGCCCUGCAGCAAAAGCGGCUGGACCAUCUCUGCACCAUCUGUGACCUCCUGCCCCCCAAUUACAGCAAAGCUCAGCUGACUGAAUGGCGUUCUACUCUCAACUCCCUGAAUAAGCACCUCGACGCCUACCACGUGGACUGCAUGAUGCGGGUCCGCUUGCAGUAUGAGAAGACCUGGCAGGAGUGCCUGGCCCAAGUGCAGAAGUGCAAGAAGCAGCUGCUGGACUGGAAGGCCUUCACUGAGGAGGAAGCAGAGAGCCUGGUGAGCCCGUCCUUCUUCCAGAUGGUGGGAAAUCUCCAGAGCAAGGUGGAGGAGGAGCUGGAGGUGUUGGAUAAAUCCUUCGAGGCCGUGGCGAAGCAGACAGAGCGGCAGAGCUCAGGUCUCUUCAGCUAUUUCCAGGAGGCUGUGCAGCUGUGGGAGGUGCGUCGGAGCAUGCUGCCGAUGCAGGAGCUGGAGCUCGAGACGAGGAUGGAGCGGCGGCGGCAGAAGCACAGCCGCGAGAGCCAGGCCCAGGAGGCUCACCUCGAUAAGCUCUUGGACCAACUGAGGCAGCAAAGCUGUGAGAAUACCCUGAAGUUACACCUGGAAAAGGCCAAAGAUUUUCUGAAGAAUAUGAAAAGCAGGUAUGAGAGUUUUCAUGGCCUCCUGACAAAGGAAGUGAUGGAGUACCCAGCGAUCAUACUGAAGGAACUCAACUCCUACAGCUCCACCCUCAGCCAGCACUUCUGUGUUCGUGAAAUCUUUGAACAGAACUUGGAGGGUGAAGUCAUUUUCCGAUUGAGGGCACCAGAACCACAUGAAAAGCAAUUCCAGGAGAGAAUGAGAAAACUGAGGGGUAAACAGAGGCCUAAAGCAGACAUGAGCAAAGGUGAGGAAAGCGUAAGUAGGGAAACGAGUUCCCUCAGGCCAGCGGAAGAGAUAGAAGAAGAAGAAGAUCGAGAAAUCGAGUCCCCCACCACUCAAGAGGUGGUAGUAAGCCCACAGGAAAAGUCUGUACUGAGUGAAGAGAUGGAUGAGUCCAGAGAGGACUCUAUUCCGGGAUUAGAAGAAAUGCAGGUUGAAAGAGACAGCUCCUUAAAAUCACCCCCAAACCAGGCAAACAUGAUGGUUCAUGAAGAAGAAGAGGAGGAGAAGAAGGAAAAGGUGGAGGAGGAGAGGGAGGAGGAGGAGGAAGAGGAGGAAGAGGAGGAGGAGAAGGAAGAGCGUGAGAGUUCAUCUAUGGAUGAGGUCAGAGCCCAGGAAGAGAGUCUGGGAGCGGUCUCCCACGAGGAAAUGGAGUCCUUCACAACCUCCAGUGGGAACACUUACUUUGUCUUCCUGCCCCUGGAACAAGAAGAGAGUAGCAAGAGGCCCCAUUCCAACGUUUCUGACAUUCUAUUCAAUGACAGUUCCAGUGCCAAGGUCCUAGAACAAGUGAUCAUUCCGUCCAGACUAGUUUUAAAAAUUAAGAAACAGCUUCGAGCUGGCUUUUUUGAGCACUUAGAGAAGUGGUUUGACCAAUGUGCCCUCAAUGCCCGGGUCAUCGUGGCCACCAAGAUUGAUGAGCUGGAUUCAGAACUGGAGCUGCGUCUGCACCUGCACCAGCCAAGAGCCCAGCUCAUUGAAAAGGACAUCCACAACGUCAGGGCAGCUGAACUCUUGCUUCACCAAGAGCAGCUGGACAGCCACUGUGCGGGGGUGAUGGAGACGCUGAGGAAGGAGAGGAUGAUGUUCUGCCAGUUCCAAGAGGAGCAGAACAUGAGGAGCAGAAACUUCCAGCGCAAGAUUUACGACAUGGAACACAUCUUCUUGAACGCCACCAAGAGCCAGAAGCUGAUCACUCUCAGCAGCACUCUGCACCGGGAACUGCUCAGCUACGUCGACGUCUUCCAGGUGUCCCUGCGCAGCUUCCGCCAGUACCUGGAGGAGAGCCUGGGCAAGCUUCGCUACACCAACGUUGAGUUUGUCAGGCACUGCAGAUUGUUCUCAGAGGGAGGCAACUUUUCUUCUGAAGAAAUUGACUCACUGUGUCAUCGACUGGAGAAGGAAGCUGCCCGGAUAGAGUAUGUUGAAAAUUUAAUCAUGAUCAACAUGGAGAAGAUGGAGAGCGAGUACCUGGACCAGGCUAAUGAUGUCAUCAACAAGUUUGAAAGUAAAUUCCAUAACCUGUCUGUGGACCUUAUUUUCAUAGAGAAAAUCCAGCGGUUGCUGACAAAUCUACAAGUGAACAUCAAGUGCGAGGUGGCAAAAUCCAAUUUGCAAACAGAUGGAUUAAAUUCUUCUCUGGAACAGCUUCAAAGCAAGGUACAAAUGUGCCGAAGCUCAAGGGGAGAUGAAAAAAUAGUGACCACAGAAGACCUCCUUGGCCUUGUUCGAACUUGGAAAGAAAAACUGAGCCAGAGGAUUCAGUAUCUCAACUGCAAGCUGGACAUGGUAUCCGUGACUCAAGUGGUCUUUACCGACAACAUCUUGACCAACCUGGAGGUAGAGAGUGACAUCCUGGUGUCUUCAGAAGCCCAUGAAGAAGAAGCCAAGGUAGACGUGGUCACCCCCGAGUCCUUCACCCAGCCAAGCCACAUGGGGAAGUCCAUGAUUGAAGACCCAGCUGUGGAGGUGGUCAGGAGGAUCCUGCAAUUUCCUGACUCAAAAUGUCCAACCCAGCAGUGUGACAAAGAGCGGUCCCAAACAGGUAGAGGCAAACAGGUCUCAGGGCACCUGGUGGGGCAGCUGGUGGUGCCACCCAGCCCCACCUCACCUUGGAUCCUCUGUUCUUGUCCUGGGUGCUCGUCACCCAAAGGCUUGAAGCGACUCCGGAACCGGGCAGAGCACUCCGUGAAGAAGGGCUUGUCCACUGCCAGUGCCACUUUGGCAGCGAGCAUCACACGGUAUGCCAAGCCCAACAGACUAGAUAGAAAGUACCAGGUGCUCGGAGACAAGCCACCUCCUCCGGCGGAGGAUUUUAAAGGCAUCAUCCUGAGCCUCCUCUGGGAGAGCAAUGAGCACCUGCUGACCGUGGUGGAGGAGUUUUACCGCAAAGAGAAGCGCUCAAUCACCAGGCCCGACUGCAUGUACGAAACCUUUGACCAGUGCGCAGAGAACAUCUGCAGGAAGAUCCUGGAGUACCACAGCCAGGCUGAUGAGUACCACAACUCCUGCCUCAUAGAAUUACGGGCCCAGAUGAGGAGAUUUGAGGAGCUAUUGCCCCAGGUGUGUUGGCUGGUGAUGGAAAAUUUCAAGGAGCACCACUGGAAAAAAUAUUGCACCUCCACCGAAGAGAUCCGGGGACAGUUCUCGAAUUAUCAGGAACAGCUGGAGAGAAGGAAGGAUGAAAAUGCCCAGAAGCUCCACCCAAAUCUCGGACACCCCGCACAUCUCCAAGAAAUGGAGUCUCUGUGUCAAGUGGAAGAGAAAAGGCAGGAAGAUUUGGACACCUUGAUUGCGGUGACCAGGGAGCAGCUGGAGGAAUUCACCCGGAAGUACAGCCGGUUUUUCAUAGCCAGCUUGGCCACCUUCACUGAGAAGUUCCUGCUGCAGUUGGAUGAGGUGGUCACCAUUGACGAUGUCCAGGUUGCAAAGAUGGAGCCCCCGAAACAGAAAACAUCAAUCCUAAUACGGAGGAAACUCACCGGGCUGUCCCUGGAGGAAGAGAGUGAGAAGCCCCUGAUUGAACGGGGGAGCAGGAAGUGGCCGGGAAUCAAACCCACCGAAGUCACCAUCCAACACAAGAUUCUCCUCCGGAAAACACCAUCAGUCACCACCACCAAAACGACCCUGGGCCACCUGGCAUCCGUGGAAGCCCGAGAUGCUGUCUAUUUGAAAUAUUUAGCGUCAUUUGAAGAGGAGUUGAAGAAGAUCCAGGACGACAACACACUGCAGGUGAAGGAGGCUCAGCGCUGGAAGGACAGCUGGAAGCGCUCUGUGCACACCAUCCGGGGCCUGUACUUGUGACAACCUCAACCCACUCCCAAU